Egretta garzetta (little egret) is the source of this 2115-nucleotide messenger RNA. RefSeq names its product prolyl 4-hydroxylase subunit alpha 1 (gene P4HA1). The transcript is spliced from 15 exons. Gene Ontology annotation, cellular component: endoplasmic reticulum. Bases 73 to 1683 code for a protein of 536 amino acids. Gene Ontology annotation, molecular function: procollagen-proline 4-dioxygenase activity; iron ion binding; protein binding. Gene Ontology annotation, biological process: peptidyl-proline hydroxylation to 4-hydroxy-L-proline. Lineage: Eukaryota; Metazoa; Chordata; Aves; Pelecaniformes; Ardeidae. The record is from RefSeq and is a predicted model, not a curated record.
UCCCUUUCUGCUGCUUUGGGCUGGAUUCAGCCAACUGCGUUAGGUACGUGGUGAGGAGACAGCUAUUGAACUAUGGCAUUCAACAAGAUUUGGUGUACUGUAGCCCUUGGACUUCUGCUGCCUUUUUCUUAUGCCCAUACGGACUUCUUCACUUCCAUUGGUCAUAUGACAGACUUAAUUAAUACAGAAAAAGAUCUGGUGGUGUCACUGAAAGAUUACAUCAAGGCAGAGGAAAGCAAGCUGGAACAGAUCAAAAAGUGGGCAGAGAAAUUGGAUCAGCUGACAGAUACUGCUACGAAAGACCCGGAGGGGUUUUUGGGACAUCCUGUUAAUGCAUUUAAGUUGAUGAAACGUCUUAACACAGAGUGGGGUGAGCUGGAGAGCCUGGUUCUGAAGGACAUGUCAGAUGGCUUUAUCUCCAACAUGACUAUCCAGCGGCAGUUUUUCCCAAAUGAUGAAGAUCAGACUGGUGCAGCAAAAGCCCUCCUGCGGCUUCAAGACACGUAUAAUUUGGAUACAGACACCCUCUCAAGGGGGAAUCUUCCAGGCGUGAAGCACAAGUCCUUUUUAACAGCCGAAGAUUGCUUUGAACUGGGAAAGAUUGCCUACACUGAAGCUGACUACUACCACACCGAGCUCUGGAUGGAACAAGCUCUGAAACAGUUGGAUGAGGGAGAAGUGUCUUCUGCAGACAAAGUCUACAUUCUGGACUACCUGAGUUAUGCUGUGUAUCAGCAGGGGGAUCUGGGCAAAGCCAUGAUGCUCACCAAACGCCUUCUGGAACUGGAUCCUGAACAUCAAAGAGCAAAUGGGAACAUGAAAUAUUUUGAAUACAUCAUGGCUAAAGAAAAAGAAGCAAAUAAGUCCAGCACAGAUUCAAAAGACCAGAUGGAGAAGGAAACUGAGGUUAAGAAAAAGGAUUACCUGCCCGAGAGAAGGAAGUACGAAAUGCUGUGCCGUGGGGAGGGUCUCAAAAUGACCCCUCGGAGACAAAAAAGACUCUUCUGCCGCUACUAUGACGGAAACAGGAAUCCUAGGUACAUUCUGGGCCCUGUCAAACAGGAAGAUGAGUGGGACAAACCUCGAAUUGUUCGCUUCCUUGACAUCAUCUCCGACGAAGAGAUUGAAACUGUGAAAGAACUAGCAAAGCCAAGGCUGAGGCGAGCCACCAUUUCAAACCCCAUAACAGGAGCCUUGGAGACGGCACAUUACAGAAUUAGCAAAAGUGCUUGGUUGUCUGGCUACGAAAGCCCUGUGGUAUCUCGCAUUAACACACGGAUACAGGACCUAACAGGACUCGAUGUCUCCACAGCAGAGGAACUACAGGUAGCCAACUACGGAGUAGGAGGCCAGUAUGAGCCUCAUUUUGAUUUUGGAAGGAAAGAUGAGCCAGAUGCUUUUAAGGAAUUGGGAACAGGCAACAGAAUUGCGACUUGGUUGUUUUAUAUGAGCGAUGUGUCAGCAGGGGGAGCUACCGUCUUUCCUGAAGUAGGAGCUAGUGUUUGGCCUAAAAAGGGCACAGCUGUAUUCUGGUACAAUCUCUUUCCAAGCGGAGAAGGAGAUUACAGCACGCGGCAUGCAGCCUGCCCCGUACUAGUUGGAAACAAAUGGGUAUCCAAUAAAUGGCUCCACGAGCGGGGACAGGAAUUCCGAAGGCCGUGCACUUUAUCAGAGUUGGAAUGAUGCAGGCUCAUCCUCUGUCUCCUCUGUACUCAGUCUGUGUAAAAUGCACACAUCUCCUUACAGUUUACAAUUGACUAACACUCCACUACAGGUCCAGUCUUCAGCUACACCGGUGUUUUCAUCUGUGGACAAAACAAACGUGCUUUUAGUUCCCUUAAAAUAUCCCCUCCCUUAAGGUUUUAUGAACAGAAUCUAUUAAGGUCUGUGAGUGUUACAGGAAAAAAAAAAAAAAGGACAAAAAUACAGAUCAGGGCCACAACUAACAGUGGUGUCAUGUGUGGUGUUGCCUUCACCAUCGCCCCUCUGAUCAGCGUGGAAAGCUGGCGAUUGUUCGCUUAGAGUCCUCCUGGCAACAGACUGCUAAGGGGGGGGUGCUUUACGGGAGGGCUCCCUGCCUAGGAAGGCCGAAUUAAACCGGUUCCUAUUCCUCAA